AUGAAUCUCCUUUUCCUUUUCCUAGAGGAUCUUGCUGUGGAGGAGACGCUGUUCCAACUCUCCGCUGAGCUUCAGAGUCUGAACAAUCCAGAGAAGAUCGCCGAACAGAUCAGCAAGGAUCUGACCUGCCUUUGCUCCCACCUAGUGGCUCUCUGGACUCAGUUCCUGGAGGUGGUAACCCUAUAUCCAGACGUCACGGCCUAUCUGGUCCAGGAGCAUCACACUCUAAGGGUAAGAAGAUUCUCCGAGGCUUUCUUUUAUACGGAGCAGCAAAAGUUGUCUGGGCUGACUUUUCAGGAAAGCCUCAUCCAGCAUCACAGUCAAGUUUCUUCAGAAGUCCGGACCUCUGAGUACCUCACCAGCAUGCCACCCCUACCUGUAGAGUGCCUCGACAUUGACGGAGACUGGAGCACGUUGCCAGUCAUUUUUGAAGAUAGAUAUGUAGAUUUUCCUUAUAAAGUUCAGGGCUUAGACAUUUUGUCAACCUAUGUGGUUUCGGCUGUAGACAAUUUACAAGUGGACUUAGCAAAUACAAACGAGUUGCCCUCUUCAAGUGAUCACACUGAACUAGCAAAAGAAGUUUUCCCGGAAGAUACCCCAUUCAUCAUCCAUACAGACAGGAUAAACAGGAAAUCAAUGUAUACUUGCCGCUAUCCGGAGAAAGAUUCCUCUGUGGCCGAGGGUUUCAAGGACCACAACACAACUCAGGUAUAUGGAAUAAAUGGAGAUGGUCGCACCCCUGGAAACCUCUCAGCCCCUGUUAGCAAUGUUAUCUCUGGUAUGCAAUCCGAUCUUUUGAAAACUACUACAGUAGGCCUUAGGACACCCAUGGAAUUUUUAGAAAAUGAUAAACACACAACAGGGGAGACACCUUUGAAUGUAAACCUAUCUGAUAAUGGCGUCCUUGCAGAAGAACCAGCGCUAGUCAUGACGGCCCUCUAUAACGGCGGCCCAUGUGUACCACACACACUUUUGGAGGGGUCUGAAUCCAGCUGGUCCACCAAACAUGGCGGGUCUCCUGUCCCUUCAGACAACCUCCCACUUAACGAACAGAUGGGUCUUGAGAAAGCAGUGGAUGAUCCAGGAGGUGAGGCCAUCGAGCCUGCCUUGAGCACCUUGGAUAUAAAUAUCCAUGUUGACUCCCUGAACCAAACAGAAGAUGGGGAAGAGGCGGACUCUCUUCAGAAGGAGCCAAGGGGGCGGCUGUGCGAAGAGUUCACUUUGACGCUGGGGGCCAUCAAGAGAUCUUCAUCGUUGAUCUCGGACUCAGGAAUCGAAAGCGAGCCCAGUUCGGUCGCUUGGUCGGACGUGCGGAGCAAGGCCUCGGGGCUGCCCAGCGAUCAGGAGACGCUCCACCAGCUUGUCAGGAGGCACGCGGUCCACCGGAACUCCCUGGAGGGCGGGCACACAGAAAGCAACACGAGUUUGCCCAGCGGCAUACAAGCCUCCCUCACCUCGAUCAGUUCUUUGCCGUACGAGGAGGAAGAGCGGGAGGUGGAACUCAACAAGUUAACCAAAUCGAUUUCUGCCCCUCAGAUCAGUAGCCCUGAGGAGUCGGUAGAGGAUAAGGAUAUAUCCAAAUGUGCAGAAAACCCCUCAGACCUCACAGAGGGACCAUGUGUGGAGAUAAGAUGCGCCACAACGUUAACAGGAAGCAUUCCUGAUUGUCAAGGUGACCGAGAAAGCAACGGGUCAUACAUGCCCACAACCGUUGACUUGGAGGAAAAUGGCCGCCAUUCUCACUCAUCCAAAGAUGUCGAUGGCUUUCCAGAGAUGGACCAUAGACUGGAAGGUGGAAGAGAACUUGAUGUUUUGAAACAAAAUUUGGACGGCACAGUUCACCUCAGUGGGUUCGGGGAGGAGAGAAAUGUAUAUGUGGGCCACAGUCUGUAUGCUGCAGAGUCUUUCUCACACGAUGAGGAUCAGACACUAGACUUUUGCUAUCCCAUUCCUUCCUCCUCAGAGGGAGUGCCCCAAGAUGUCUCCUCAAAGGAUUCCUGUGGCAGCCCAGUUACCGGCAACAAAACCGCAACGUGCGAUUUGGAAACACCUACCUUUCAAGAAAUUGAACUAGACAACAGGCCUGGAAGUGAACCGCACUGUGCUGAGCCUGAAAAAGGAGUGCUCAGAACUGGGGCCAGUGGUACAGGGUGCCACGCUGUGGUACCAGAAGCGUUGGUUCUUGAGAGCAAAAAGGCCGUUGAGGUGACCAACUUGUCUGUUUCGUGCACGGCAACGUGUCUUCCCUUUUCUUCCAUCCUUAAAGAUUCCCCGCCCAUGGCUGGCUUUUCCUCCAAGCAAACCACAUCUCCCAUCACCCACCAACCGGUGGGCUCCUUUGGAGUUGUCUCCUGUGAGUCCAGAGAUGCAGAUGAAGAAACCAACGAAAGAAUGCUUAGUUUUUAUCAGGCAAAAGAAAAAUUUAAAAAAGAAAUGAAGAUGGAAGGAUUGCUGUACAGUGACUUACCUGUCCUCGCUUCUGAUGUCCCGUAUUUUCCGCCAGAAGAAGAGGAAGAGGAUCUGGAGGAAGGAAUUCAUCUGGUCAUCUGUGUCCAUGGGCUGGAUGGUAACAGUGCAGAUCUCCGGCUGGUCAAAACAUUUAUCGAACUGGGCCUUCCGGGUGGAAAGCUUGACUUCCUGAUGUCUGAACGGAACCAGACGGAUACGUUCGCUGACUUCGAUACUAUGACCGACCGAUUGCUAGAUGAGAUUAUUCAGCACAUUCAGUUGUACAACCUGUCAAUCUCCCGAAUAAGCUUCAUCGGACACUCUCUUGGCAACGUCAUCAUCCGUUCAGUAUUAACUCGUCCCAGAUUUCGCUAUUACCUCAAUAAGCUGCAUACUUUCCUGUCAUUGUCUGGCCCUCAUUUAGGAACCCUUUACAACAACAGUACUUUAGUGAGUACAGGUCUGUGGCUCAUGCAGAAGCUGAAGAAGUCUGGGUCGCUUUUGCAGCUGACCUUCAGAGACAACGCAGAUUUGCGGAAGUGUUUCCUCUAUCAGCUCAGCCAAAAAACUGGUCUUCAGUAUUUCAAAAAUGUAGUUCUGGUCGCCUCACCACAAGACCGCUACGUGCCGUUUCAUUCCGCAAGAAUAGAAAUGUGUCGCGCUGCAUUGAAAGACAAACAUACCGGUCCCGUUUACGCCGAGAUGAUCAACAACCUCCUCCAGCCGGUGGUCGGGGCAAAGGACUGCACUUUAAUCCGUCACGACGUCUUUCACGCUCUGCCAAACACGGCCAACACGCUAAUCGGGAGGGCCGCCCAUAUUGCGGUGCUGGACUCGGAAUUGUUCUUGGAGAAAUUUUUCCUGGUGGCAGGACUCAACUAUUUCAAGUAAGACCACGAGCCUCAAGGGAACAACACGAGUCAAACACGGAUCGGGGGAAUCGAGUCGAGUGACAAGACGGCUGUGCGACUGGGAAUGAUGGAACAAGUCAGAAGCGAGGCGCACUCCGUCGAAGUAUUUUGGCGAGAAUAAAGUGCUAUGGCUAAUACCGUAUUCAAAGGGCCAAACUUUGGUGCUUUUUUUGGAAGAUGUAAACAUGCCCAUGGUCAAUUUCUGUGUCUGUGCUCGUUCAUCUGUGGGUAUGUCCUCUUUCCAUCACUUAAUUUGUACCUGGGGGGGAAACAUUUCUUUUCAGGUUCUCUGUGGUCAUCGCAAGCAGAAAGAAGCCAACUCAGGUUAAAUUCCUCUCUUUGGGGGCAUCAGAAUAUAUGAAAGGAAUUAUUAUGAAUGGGAACUUGGGAAUUUCAGCACUUUUGGGAGGAGGGGGUAUCCUAUCAAUAGCAAUCCAUUAGUCUCUGUGUAUAAAACUCUACUUUUGCAGCCAAAAUGGCUUUCUCUUUAUGAAUUCUUUCUGUUGACAUGACCUGCAUUUGUAUACAGAUUCUUUUUUUUUGUAAGGCAGGGAUAUAAACCUCUUCCCCUGUAACACAGCUAACAUAAGAGAUAGUAGCUAAGGUGCUUACUUAAGAGGGGAUGUCCUUGGAUUUGAGGACCAUAAUUUGGGGCCACAUUGGAAUACACCAGAAGCUGAAUUUGGCCCCCGAACCUUCAGUUGCCUACAUGAAGAGGACUGCAAAGAGAACUGUCUGUGGGUUGCUUGGUUUGGCCUAGAAGUACCUUCUUUUGAGUCUUUUAUGUGUGUAAGCUCCCAUUCCAUGCUGUUCCAUUACGAGUUCAGUUGAAAUUAACCGGGCUUUAACCUUAUAUUAACCCAGCUGCUAGACGUGCCUUCUAGGUUGACUCCUCUCCUUUCCCUCGAUUAAUUUGCCCUCUGCUCCCUUUCCCGCUUUUGAGAUUCGUGCAGAAAGGGCCAAUGACAGUUCAAAGGCUCUUCUCGCAAGCUUGAUGUCCCAUAACAUAAACAGAACUGACUGCAGUGCAGUCAUGGGACUUUUGUUGGAUGUUUGACAUGGCGAAGGCUCAUGCGACACAUCUUGGAGCUCUUUAGAUAUGGCAGCCCCACCUCCUUAAUUCUUUGCACGCGUGUCCAGAUUGCAGCUCAGCAAACUGUAGGAAAUCCUUGAGAAAAGAAUCGCCUGUCUUGUGUAUUUUUAUCCCACCCCUCUUCCAAGCAGUGCAAGGUAGUUCUCGCUUACAAAAUGUAUCCUCCCAAUAACCCUGGAUUACCAGCUUCAAGGUCAAAUCUGAGCUACAGAACCCCACUAAGUUUUAUACUCACAGCCAACUAUACCCUCCCCGGCACGGUCUCCAGAGUUCCAGGUGCUAAACCUGGAGUUGGCAGCCUUAUCCUUCCAGAGGUCACCUGCAGUAUUGACUUUACCACAUCCUCUUAUUUGGAGGUCCUUAUUGGUGAAGUUCUGCCACAUUUAAGAGGGAAAUAAGCAUUAGAAAGAUCAAAGAUUUUUUUAAUGACUCAAAGCCACGGGGACACAUUAUUUUACCUUUACAUACCAAGUACAAGAGCCCAGUGUGGUGUAGUGGUUAAGAGUGGGUGUGCUCUCAUCUGGAGAACUGAGUUCGAUCCCCCCACUCAUCCUCAUGAGGCUUGCUAGGUGACCUUGGGCCGGUCACAUUUUUGUUAGAACUCUCUCAGCUCCUGCAGAGGAAGGCAAUGGCAAACCACCUCUCUUGCCUUCAAAACUCUGUGGAGUCACCAUAAGUCAGCUCUUUCCACCACCAUACCAAACAGCUAUGCUCUUUCCGUGCAUAUAGCUGGGUGUCACAAAUGGCAAAUUCCCCCAUAACAGAGAGAAUAAAGAUGCCGUGGUUCUCCCAAUGCUUGUGUGAACACCAGAGCACAGCAGAGCUUUGGGCCGUAGCCUGUAUAACUUGUUUCUGUUUCUUGUUCAUGUUGUUAUAGAAGUCCAAUGUUAAACCUUUGUCCCAUUUAUACUAUCAGUGGCAGAAGCUGUAUUUUGUAUCCAUGCCAUGUUCAGAAAGGAUCUGUCUGGAAGUUUAGGACACCCCACAGAGGGAUCCUGGUGAAGCAGAUGGAACUUUGGAUAAGGAUAUCUGAGUCCGAGCCACCUGUUGACGCCAAGGGGCAUUCUGGGUUGACCUCCUGAUGUACCAUCAGGAGAUAUAUCAGACGUUGUUCUUAGUAAUUUUGGUUGAAGACGCUUCUCCCACUGAGAAAAUCUGGAUCAUAGGUGAUCCUCUGAGAGUGGAAUGUAGUGCCACCAACCACCUUUAGAAUGUGUGGCAGUUAAAUCAAAUGUAGAAGUGUUGUUCUUUUCCAUACGAACUGUUGGAGACGUCAUCUUCUGAAAUGCUGCCGCAAAUGUGUCAAAAUUAUAGGCAAUAAUUAUCUGAUCUGCUAAGGAUUUGAAGCAAUCAGAUCUUGCUCUUUUUUUAAAAAAAAUUGGGAUUUGUCUUCGUAAAGACCUUGAGUAUUGUAUAAUCCUGUCAUACCUAAAAUGCAGUUGUACAAAAAAACCUCACAUUGCAAUUGUGUAGGACAACACGUACAUAUGGGAACAUCACUAGGAUAGGAUUCAAUUUGGCCUCCUUUGAAAAGGCUUUUAAAACGUCUCUUUCUAUUGGGGAUGUAUAAAUACAUAGAUAUGUAUAUAUACAUAUAUAUAUACAUACAUAGAUAUAUAGAAAUAUAUUAAAUGACCUCAUUAAUGGCUGUUCAACUCGUAAAGAUAU
This is a messenger RNA of Sphaerodactylus townsendi, 6120 nucleotides long. RefSeq names its product protein FAM135B-like. The record is from RefSeq and is a predicted model, not a curated record. Bases 1 to 3339 code for a protein of 1112 amino acids. Lineage: Eukaryota; Metazoa; Chordata; Lepidosauria; Squamata; Sphaerodactylidae. The transcript is spliced from 12 exons.